UUUUUAUUUAUUGUUUCAAAGAAACAAAUGAAAUUAUAUUAAAGAAAAGUAUAAUAUACAUUUUAAAAAAUAAAUAUAAGAUAAUAAGAAAAUAAAUAACACAAACAAGAAGAAUAAGCUACUAGGGCCCUUACUAAAUUAAACUUUGCUAACUCAUGUGCUGCAACAUUAUUGACGUAAAAGCAAAUAAAACUUUUCAAAAAGAACCAGUAAAGGCGAAUAUAAGAAUAUAAGAGGUUCUUCCACUGUAAAAUUUUUAUCAUCCUCUGUGAUUCCUCUUACCAUCAAUAAUGAAAUGCUUCAGGAGACAUUUUACUUAAAAAGUGAAGUUAACAUCAAUCAAGUGUAUAUCCAUUUUUUUAGUCAAAACAAGAAUUGUUUGUUUUGAGGGUAUACAAUGAAGAAGAGAGAAAAUUUCUUGGCAUUUUACUUUUUGUUGGGCUUUGGUUUUCUGCGGUUGGAAUAGACAGAAAGAGGAAGAACGGGAAUGCCACAAAAAUGGUGUGCAAAGUAAAUUAAGUUGGAGAGAUUCCAAAAAUAUUCGGAAGUCGUUGUUAAUGAAUAAGUUAGAAAUUGUGAGGUUUGAUAUUUAUAUUUUACACUCAAUUACAAAUUGAAGUAUGUAGAGAUUCAACCUGUAUAUAGCAAGCAAUAUAUAUAUCCACAAGCAACACACAACCCACAAAAAUCCACAAACAAACAAAUAUUGAUGAAAUAAAAAAUCUCAUAACAAAUUCAUAUGAAAAAUCUAGAGAGAAAAAGAGACAAACACAUAAAUAUAAGAGAUGAGAGAGAGAAAGAGAGCAAAAAACACAAAUGUUUUUAUGUGGUUCGAUCAAGGUGAUUUACGUCCAUCGACAAACAAAGAGAUGAUGAUUUUUCAUUAAGAGCAUAGUACCAUUGAUGGGAUUUUGAGAUGAUGAUUUUUCACCAAGAGCAUAGUAACAGUGAUGGGAUUUUGAAAAACCCACUGUUUCUCUCUCUAAAACCAGUAGAAAAGCCUCUCAUCUGUUAUGGUUCGAAUUCCUAGGCUAAUAUAUCAUUAAAGAGGGGCAAAAUCAUUAUUUUUUUUAUUUAUUUUUUUUCCUUGCUUUCUUUCUCUUCACUUUAUCACCAAACAUCAUCCCAUCAAUUUCUCAUGUUCACAACUUCUUAUGUUCAUCGUUAAUUUAGAAUAAAAAAACAACAAAGUGUUUAUAUAGUUCCAUUUAUAAAGUCUAUAAAAGUUAUUGGACAAUACACUAGAUCCCCUAAUUUACAUUCUUCAAUUCCUCCCCCAAAAUAUGGAGAUUGGAAAACCCUCUUCUUCACCAUUCAUAGGCCGAGGCAGCUUCAUCCUUCUUGUUUUGAUGGUUUUGCAUCUUCAAACUAGCUAUGCAAAACAUCAUGAUCAUCAUCUUUGCCCUGCAUCUUCAUGUGGAAAUAUACCCAAUAUAAGCUACCCUUUUCGGCUCCAAACCGAUCCACCAAACUGCGGGAAGAAAAGGUAUGAACUAUCAUGUGAGAAUAACAACCGUUCUACUGUCUUAAACUUGUAUUCAGGAAAAUACCAUGUCCGUGCAAUCAAUUACGAUAACUAUACAAUCCGACUGGCUGAUGUCAAUAUUGACAAGGCUAAUUGCUUCACCGUACCACUUUACUCCUUGGCCGCAUAUAACUUCACUGACGAAUCUCCAUAUUCAGGAUCAUUUUUUAAUGAUAACGGAAAAACUUUGGAUAACAUCUCACUUUCAGAGGUUAUAAUAUUCAUCAAGUGUGAAAAUCCAGUUGAGUCUCCUCUGUUGGUGGAACAAAUACGUCGGAGUUAGAGGAUUCUUGCCGCAUAGAGCUUAUGGUUAUGAUCACAUCACGACUGCAGAGUUUGGGAAAACAGCAGCACCAACGUUUCCUACAAAGACAUACACAAUCAACUUGUAUACGGCUUUGAGCUUUCAUGGUUGACUAGUUUUGUUGAUUUUGGUGGCACUUGCUAUGUCAAUGGCUCUAACAACAUGGUCGUUUGCUUUGACCGGGGUACUAGUGUUCCGACCAAUCUUAAAAUUGGCUGGGAGUAUCCUCUCUUAAGUCUCAAGAUCCUAAUAUACUAUUACUAUCCUAGAAAGAAACAGUUUUCACAAACUGCUUGAAAAAUACAAAAGAUCUAGUUUCUGAUAGUUUUUUUGUGAGAAUUUCUAUGGUCAUAUAUAUAUAUAUAUAUAUAGGCUAGUAUUUAAAGCUGCACACACAAAGUCUUUUUACUUGAUUGAUUUAUUCAGGAUCAUUUUUUUGGACAUCUAAUUUACUAACUAUUUUACUUGUUUUUUUUUACUUGUAGUGCUUGUCCCCAUCAUGAUCCUAUUAAUCGUUUUUUUUGGCUGGAUUCUAUUUGGAAUUGCAUUCCUCAUCUGCAAAUGGCGAAGGCGACAUUUAUCAAUGUAUAACAUUAUUGAAGAAUUCUUACAAACUAACAACGAUCUUAUGCCUAUAAGGUAUUCGUACUCCGAUAUUAGAAAGAUGACUAAGGGUUUCAAGGACAAAUUUGGUGAAGGAGGUUAUGGUUUUGUCUAUAAAGGAAAGCUUCGUAGUGGACGUUUUGCAGCAAUCAAGAUGUUAGCGAAAUCCAAGGCUAAUGGGCAAGAUUUCAUCAAUGAAGUUUCUACCAUUGGAAGGAUUCACCACAUCAAUGUUGUGCGGCUUGUUGGUUUCUGUGCUGAGGGAUCAAAACGUGCUCUUGUAUACGAUUUUAUGCCUAAUGGAUCCCUUGACAAAUAUCUUUUUUCUAAAGAAGGAAUUAACUCCUUAGAUUGCAAGACAAUGUGUGAAAUCUCAUGUGGUGUGGCUCAUGGUAUUGAAUAUCUUCAUCGAGGAUGCAACAUGCAAAUUCUGCAUUUUGAUAUCAAGCCGCACAACAUUCUUUUGGAUGAGAAUUUUAUUCCAAAGGUUUCUGAUUUUGGACUUGCAAGAUUAUCUCCAUUAGGCAACAGCAUUGUCUCUCUUACCGCAGCAAGAGGAACCAUGGGAUACAUAGCUCCUGAGUUGUUUUACAAGAAUAUUGGAGCAGUUUCUAAUAAAGUGGAUGUUUAUAGUUUUGAAAUGCUAUUGAUAGAAAUGGCUAGUAGAAGAAAGAAUUUGAAUGCAGGCACAGAUCAUACAAGUCAAAUUUACUUUCUUUCGUGGAUUUAUGAUCAAUUCAAGGAAGGAAACAAUAUUGAAAUGGGUGAUGCGACAGAGGAUGAAUCAAAAAUAAGAAAAAAGAUGAUUAUUGUUGCAUUAUGGUGUAUACAGAUGAAUCCAAAUGAUCGACCAACAAUGAAUAGAGUCAAAGAGAUGCUUGAAGGAGAUGAUGAAAGCCUACAAAUGCCUCCAAAAUCUUUUGUAUGUCCACAAGAAAAGCCUGUAGAGCUUGUAAAUGAUGAAGGGGUGAAAUCAGAUUCAAGAUACUCAACAUCAACUUCAUAUCAUGACAACUACAGUGAGAUUAGUCAAAUUAUAGAAUCAAGUUAAAGAAAUAAAGAGUAAAAAUGGUAGGUUUGUUGUU
Ziziphus jujuba (common jujube) is the source of this 3517-nucleotide messenger RNA. Its product is annotated as rust resistance kinase Lr10-like. Gene Ontology annotation, molecular function: protein kinase activity; ATP binding. NCBI's taxonomy places the organism in Eukaryota, Viridiplantae, Streptophyta, Magnoliopsida, Rosales, Rhamnaceae. The record is from RefSeq and is a predicted model, not a curated record. Bases 2329 to 3483 code for a protein of 384 amino acids. The transcript is spliced from 4 exons. Gene Ontology annotation, biological process: protein phosphorylation.